Molecule: messenger RNA, 309 nt
Organism: Rotaria sordida
Lineage: Eukaryota; Metazoa; Rotifera; Eurotatoria; Philodinida; Philodinidae
Source: the annotation of a GenBank genome assembly
AUGAAGUCGACCUGUCCAGAACCAUCAUUAUUGAUAACUUUUGAUGAUAUAACAAAUACAACGAACACGUCAGGAGUCCCAGUACCGAAUGGCUACGGUGGUUUGAAUUGGGAAAAUGUUCUGGUUUUGAAUGGUUUAAAUACUAGUAAUCCUACCAGUGGCUAUAGAACUGGUGUUAUUAGCCCUCCAUAUCUUGCCUUUGAUGGAUGGGGUAGUCCUAUGGCUAUUACAAAUGCAGCUACAAAUACAUUUACAAUAAAUUCAUUUUAUAUCUCAUUGAUUAUGAACACACAAACCACUUUUUUUUAA